Molecule: messenger RNA, 3699 nt
Organism: Dicentrarchus labrax (European seabass)
Lineage: Eukaryota; Metazoa; Chordata; Actinopteri; Moronidae
Product: stonustoxin subunit beta-like
Exons: 4
Coding region: 336-2429 (697 amino acids)
Molecular function (GO): protein binding
Source: RefSeq, a predicted model, not a curated record
AAAAACAGUUGAUGUCUGUUACAUGUGUCUGGAGGUGUGCCAUGGGAGGAGUCAGUAGAACAGAGUAUCUGACAGGGUAUAAGUAAUCUUGCAGCAUCAUCAGUCUGACAAGUCCAGUUGGAAGUCAAGACUAGCACACAGCUCAACUGAUCUCCACCGAUCUCCAUUACUCAACUGAUCUUCACCGAUCUCAACGACUCAACCGAUCUCCACUACUCAACUGAUCUACACUACUCAACUGAUCUCCACCGAUCUCCGCCGAUCUCCACCGAUCUCCACUACUCAACUGAUCUCCACUACUCAACUGAUCUACGCCAAUCAACCAGGUUGGAGAAAUGGACUCAGUUAAAAUGGAGAUUGCUGCCCUGGGUCGACCUUUCACCCUAGGAAUGCUCUAUGAUGCUCGUACAGAUCAACUGAUCCCAGGUGUGACAUUAUGGGAUAAAGAAACUCAUGAAGUAACCUCUCAGGAGGGCAGCACAUUUGAAAUUUCUGCAUCAGACACCAUUGAAUCCAAGUCCUCUCUGCUGGAUAUUAACGCUUCUCUGAAGGCCAGUUUCAUGGGUGGACUGAUUGAAGUUGGAGGAUCUGCUGAAUAUCUGAAUGAUACGAAGAAAUACAAGAAUCAGAGCAGAGUGACACUUCAGUACAACGCUACCACCACCUUCAAGGAGUUGUCAGUGACUCACCUUCAACCAAAGAACCUCCAACAGAUAGAUAUUAUUAAGAAGUCCUCAGGAACACAUGUAGUCACAGGCAUCCUUUAUGGGGCAAAUGCUUUCUUUGUGUUUGACAGUCAGAAGUUAGAUGUCAGCAAUGUUCGGAACAUCCAGGCCGGCAUGGAAGCUGUGAUAAAGAAAAUCCCUUCAUUAGAUAUUCAGGGAAAAGUUGACAUCAAGCUGACUGAUGAAGAAAAAGCUCUGACCAACAAAUUCUCCUGCAAAUUCUACGGAGACUUCAUUCUUGACAGCAACCCUGCAACAUUUGAACAGGCAGUGAAGACCUAUGCAGAACUUUCCAAGCUACUGGGAGAAAAGAGAGAGAAGGCUGUUCCUCUGAAGGUCUGGCUGAUGCCAUUGAAGAAUUUGUAUUCCGAAGCUGAUGAGCUUAAGAGUGGGAUCAGUGUUGGACUAGUGAGGAAGGCACAAGAUGCUCUUGAAGAUUUCAGGGAAAUACGAAUGAGAUACAACGAAUGUCUGGAUGACAGCGUGGUAGAGAAUCUUCCACAGAUUAAAGGAGGGUUAGACAGAUUCCGAAACUUGUGUGAAGACUAUGAAUCUAACCUGAAGAAGACCAUGGCGAAGAAAUUUUCCCUCAUCCGUGAAGGUACAGAAGAUGAGAGUUCAACAAAACAACUCUUUGAAGACAGAGACAAGUCACCAUUCAGUAAAGAGAAACUAAACAGCUGGCUGGAUCAUAAAGAGAAAGAGAUCAACAUCAUCAGGUCCUGUGUAGAAACAAUGCAGGGAACAAAGAUUGCUCCAAAUCAGUUGAAGCUGGACAGAGAUGUUCGUGCUCCAGGUGUAGAGGAUGCUCUGUGCUUUGUUUUCACCUCCCUGGAGAGCACUGACCCCUGCCUGAAUGUGAUGGCUGACUACUUAAAAUCACCUAAAUUAGGAAGCAUUGAAGACCACUGGUACUGCUCAGAUGAGGUUUUCACCAAAAUGAGGAAAAACGCCAAAGAUUUCCAUUAUCUUGCCAAAGCACUGAAGAACAACAGUCGGUUCUGUUUCCUUGUAGCAGCCAUUGAAAAUAAGAAAUACACAGGAGCAACCAUCUACCAUUACAGGGACGGCAUUCUGAUCAAUGAGGAUUUUUCAAAGCCCAACCUCCCUCCUGUGGAGACUAUCACAGACAAAAGAGAUUUGAUCUGGUAUGCUUGUGAUGUCAACCUAGACCCAAACACUGCCAACAACUACCUUACUCUAUCUGAGGGAAACAAAAAGGCAACAUGUGGACCAUGGCAGACAUACCCUGAUCACCCAGAGAGGUUUGAUAAACAUACUCAGGUUCUGGGCAAAGAGAGGUUAAAAGGGCGCCAUUACUGGGAGGUAGAGUGGAGUCAUUGUCACCAUCAAUCUGUUUAUAUCGGUGUUGCAUACAAGGGAAUUGACAGAAAAUCAGGCAGUUCAGAGAGUAGUCUUGGAAAUAAUACCAUGUCUUGGUCUGUUGGCCAAUUUUCAAAUGAUUUUAAACGCACACUUGAGCCAUGGCAUAAUGGUAAGUUGUGGGAAGUUUCUUUUCCCUCUGGCUGCAACAGAGUUGGGUUGUUUCUGGACUGGCCUGCUGGCACUCUGUCCUACUACAAUGUCUCUUCUCACACACUGACUCACCUCCACACUUUUAAAGCCAGAUUUAAUGAGCCUGUUUACCCAUGCUUUUGGGCUUACCGCAAUGACAAUUAUGUGUACGUGUGUCCAGUUGAAUGAGAGCAAUGGCAAAGACUUGUCAGAUUCUUGGCCUGUAGGGAUAUGGAUUUACAUUCAAAGUUCAAAGAGCAACUUAACACUCCAUUUUAACUCAAACACAUUUCAAAAAUUCAAAAAUGCAUUUAAACCAAGAAGGACCAAGACAAUUUAUGGUGUAAAAACAUGACCUCAUAUAAGGGAAGCAAUCAAUCGAAAUAUUAUCAAAAUCAAAAUAUAUGGCCAAGUGUAAUAUGUAAAUCACAGAAGAUCCAAUUUUUUGAUAAACGCUUAGCUCAGAAGAGAUGCCGCAGCCUACAAAUGCUGUUCUACAGAUGCACUAGCAAGCUAGUUUUUUUUUUUUUUUUACCAUAUUGUGCAGCCAUACUGUAUAUGUAAUUCUCAUACAUAUUGAUAAUAAUAUAUAUUGCCUAUCGCCUUUUUCUCUAAUUGGUUUGUGUUUCACAUAAAUGUUGAAUCUAUCAUGUUGUUGUUGUUAGGACAUAAGGUAGCUUUAGUGCUUGUUGUUUCAUUUAGUAUUUGUUUCUUUCUCUUUGUACGUCAUUUUAAAAGAGUUAAAAUUGUUAUUAUAAUUCAACAGGAUUAAAUCUGACCUUACUAAGCUCCAUUAAUUAAUCAUAUUCUGAUGUGAGAGUCACUAUUAACAUAUUUUUUGGGAUGUUAGGCAUAUUGCUGAUUUCUAUAGAGCUGAAACAAUGUAAUUUUCUAUAAAAUAUAUCACAUUAUGUUGAUUCUAUGCACAGCUUUCUUCUCAAACUGGUUUGGGCUUCACAUUGAGUCAGACUGGUAUUGGCCUAGGCAGAAAAGCUUCAAGAGCGUAGAAGAUAUAGAAGAACUAGAAUAACUAUACUACAACCAACAGCAGUCCAAUGACUCAACACAAACUGAGGAGCCAGUAAGACUAUAUGUAGACACCCUGUUUUAUUUAUUAGCAUCUGCUGCAACAUAAUAGUAGACUGUAUUUUGUAUAACUGUGUUUGAUGAUGCAUUUUACUCAUGAUAUUAACAUCUGUUUAACUAAUGCAAAAGCUAAAGUAUUUGUCAUAGACCUAUAGUCUGAAUUUAUGCUAAGACUUAUGCUGUUUCUGGUGUUGAUGGGUUUUGGUUAAGGUUAGUUUGUGUGUUUUGGGGGUUGGGGGAGAAUUUUCCUGACAAAUUGAUGAUAAUUGAUGAGGAUAGGGAAAUGACACCACCUGUUUAUCUGUGUGUAGAAGUACAAGAGUUGUACUGUGUUCUUUGGCUUAUUUGCAAAUAAAGUAAUUCUUAACCACAA